Molecule: messenger RNA, 231 nt
Organism: Pseudovirgaria hyperparasitica
Lineage: Eukaryota; Fungi; Ascomycota; Dothideomycetes; Acrospermales; Acrospermaceae
Exons: 2
Coding region: 1-231 (76 amino acids)
Biological process (GO): mitochondrial respiratory chain complex IV assembly
Cellular component (GO): mitochondrion
Source: RefSeq, a predicted model, not a curated record
AUGUCAACCGCAUCCAAAGUUACACUUGCUUUGACCUCUCUGAGCGCAAUCGGGAUAGUUGUGUUCGUUCACCAAGCUCAGACGAACGAUAAAGCUGCUAUGCAUGCAGGUGUCAUCCGUGAUCUAGAACAACAACGUCUGAAACGGGAGCGUACGGCCGAUUUUGCCAUGUCAAAGGCACUCGAAGAGGAAUAUCGCAAGAUACAAAAGGUUCAAGAUGGCGACGCAUAA